Mycena indigotica is the source of this 1308-nucleotide messenger RNA. Its product is annotated as ATP-dependent rRNA helicase. Bases 1 to 1308 code for a protein of 435 amino acids. The record is from RefSeq and is a predicted model, not a curated record. NCBI's taxonomy places the organism in Eukaryota, Fungi, Basidiomycota, Agaricomycetes, Agaricales, Mycenaceae. Gene Ontology annotation, molecular function: RNA helicase activity; nucleic acid binding; ATP binding. The transcript has 4 exons.
AUGUCUUCUUCCUUCAAAUCUCUCGGUCUAAUUGACCCUUUGCUCGAAGCGCUCGAGCAAAUAAAGUUCACUUCGCCGACUGAGAUCCAGGUGGAAGCCCUCCCCCAUGCGCUCCAAGGCCGAGACAUAAUUGGCGUCGCUGAAACUGGGUCCGGGAAAACUGCUGCAUUUGCGCUGCCCAUACUGCAAAAACUAUGGGAAGAGCCAAAAGGGCUUUUCGCCUGUGUAAUGGCCCCAACCCGUGAACUGGCUUUCCAGAUAUCGCAACAAUUCGAAUCACUGGGCUCUGCUAUGGGUGUCCGAUGUGCGGUCAUCGUUGGUGGUGUAGAAACGAUUGCACAGUCUGUGGCCCUUGCGAAACGACCACACGUCAUCGUUGCAACCCCCGGGAGACUGUUGUGGCAUUUGGAGAACACCAAGGGGUUUAAUCUGAAGGGGAUUAAAUUUUUGGUUAUGGACGAGGCAGAUCGUCUGCUGGAUAUGGACUUCGGACCCGUCAUCGACAAAAUUCUAAAGCUCGUUCCUACAGAGCGAACAACAUAUCUAUUUUCGGCAACCAUGACUUCUAAGGUUGCAAAGCUCCAACGCGCCAGUCUGUCAAAUCCUGUCAAGGUAGAGGUGUCUUCAAAAUACCAGACUGUCUCAACACUUCUCCAAUACUACCUCUUCAUGCCCCUACAAGACAAAGACACGCAUCUGGUGUCUCUAGUCAACUCUCUCGCCCAAAAUUCCAUGAUAAUAUUCACCAGAACGGUCCACGAUGCAGGCCGAAUAUGCAUAAUGCUACGGACACUCGGGGUCUCUGCGGUUCCGCUACAUGGCCAACUCAGCCAAAGUCAGCGGCUUGGUGCAUUGGGAAAAUUCAAGAGCGGUAGCCGCAAAGUGCUUGUGGCUACCGAUGUCGCAAGCCGAGGCUUGGACAUCCCCUCUGUGGACGUUGUAAUCAACUUCGACAUUCCGACACACUCCAAGGACUACAUCCAUCGAGUCGGACGAACGGCCCGAGCUGGCCGCGCGGGCAAAGCAAUAACACUUGUGACACAGUACGACGUCGAACUCGUGCAACGGAUAGAGAAAACGACAGGCAAGCAAAUGGAGCUCUGGGCGACAGAUGCAGAAGAAAUUGCCACCCUAAAGGAGCGUGUAAACGAGGCAGCAAGACUGGCAACUGUCGAGCUGAAAGACCAGGCGGCCGCGAAAGGCGGCCGGAAACACAAACGAGAAGGUGGCGCAGAUGACCGGGAUCGAGAUGAUGACGAAGUCGAGGCUGGGAUGCCCUCGAAGCGGAAAAAAGCAAAGAGGAGGUGA